AUUUUUGUCACCUUGAGGGUCAGCACUCGGUUUGUAUAGAAAAUAGCUCCAAGUUUAAUUUAUGUCUUAUGUUGAUAACACGGAUAAAGUGGUUACGGACGAGCCUAGUCAAAUGAUACACAGCAUCUUUAGCCUUCUUUAUAUUUUCGGUGGAGCUAUUCCGUACAUUCCACAAUUAAUAGAAAUUCGCAAAACACAAUCAGUUAAAGGCUUUUCUACGCAUGUUUGUCUUGUUCUAUUAUUGUCCAACAUUUUAAGAAUAUGCUUUUGGUUCGUACAACCUUUCUCCUCAUCAUUACUUUCGCAAAGUUUCGUCAUGAUUAUUACAAUGCUUGUCCUGAUGAAAACAAUCACAAAAAUAUCUCGUAUGAAGCGUUCCGCUUCAAUACCUUCGACCAUCUCCACGAAAAAAUCAGAAACAGAAGAUCAGAGUAUGAAUAGAUUUAAAAAAAUUUUGUUUGAAAACUUUUGGCGAUGGACACAUUUUCGUCAUUAUCUUUUAUUCCUAUGGCUAUUCACGCUCACAUCUGGCCUAUGCACGUAUAUCUUCUCAUUCAGUCAAGUGUAUAUCCAGUUAUUAGGCUUUAGCGCCUUGUUUAUUGAAGCUAUGCUGGGUGCACCACAAUUUUUAGAGAAUUAUAAAAAUAAAUCAGUUGUUGGAAUGAGUAUUGCUAUGGUUCUAAUGUGGACAUCAGGCGAUAUCUUCAAGACCAUAUUCUUUAUAUCAGAGAAAGCUCCGUUACAAUUUCCAAUUUGUGGCCUGCUGCAAAUUGGACUAGAUUUAGCCAUACUAUUACAGUGUUUAUAUUAUAAAGGUGAAAGAUUUAUGUGAUGGCGACUCUAUGGCGUCAAUUGAUUGUGGAUACAGCCUACAAAAUGGAGUUAUCGUUAUACAAGACUUACUCUGAUUCAGUGUGUGUGUGUUUGUGGGGGGAGGGGUUGGAUGUCUUUCGCUUUUUCUUUUCUUUUUCCACGCACAAUUAUGAAUCAAUUAAUCAAUCAAUCAGCCAAUCAGAAAUCUCAUGUUUUUUGUACUUAUUUGUUUUAUCAACACUUUAUAUGCAUGAAUUUACUGACUAUUUGUUUUUUCUUUCUUGCCCUAUGUGCAAUUUAUGCUUUUGCCAAACUUUCUGGUUAUACAUAUACAUAUAUCUAUAUUUUUGGGGGUGGGGUGGAAGUACAACUCUUAUUUUCAAAAGUGUGAUACAUCUUAGAUUUUUUUUUACAAAGAAGACAUUUCAAUCUUGAUAAUAUUCAAAUUAUGUUUUAUCUAGAGUACUCUUAAAAUCAGGCCUUUGUAUUUUUUGAGAAAAAGCCAUACAAUAAUAUUAUGAUAGUAU
This is a messenger RNA of Trichobilharzia szidati, 1340 nucleotides long. NCBI's taxonomy places the organism in Eukaryota, Metazoa, Platyhelminthes, Trematoda, Strigeidida, Schistosomatidae. The record is from the annotation of a GenBank genome assembly.